UGAAAGACCGGGGCAUGCAUGCACCUUAUUCUCUUUACAUUCAUCAGCCGUUCAGAGGGGGAGUCUAGAUUCAAGCUGAGUUUCUGCUUAAUUAAAUCUUCAACUCAAUUUCAAGUGUCUCUCAGGGACUCUCAGCCUGCUCUCCCUCUGCGGCCUCCUCUUUCGUGCUGACCAACUUUGGCACCUGCAACAACCAAGAACUAUGGCCCAGCAACAACAGAUCAGCCUCCCAGCAAAACUUAUCAAUGGAGGGAUUGCAGGCAUGGUAGGAGUCACCUGUGUGUUUCCAAUCGACCUGGCCAAGACCCGCUUACAGAACCAACGCAGCGGGCAGCAACUCUACAAGAGCAUGGUUGAUUGCCUAAUAAAGACAGUUAAAUCUGAAGGUUACUUUGGCAUGUACAGAGGUGCUGCAGUAAAUCUCACUCUUGUAACCCCUGAGAAGGCCAUCAAACUAGCUGCUAAUGACUUCUUCCGCCACCAGUUGAGCAAAGACGGUGGCAGGCUGACAGUGUUCAAGGAGAUGUUGGCAGGGUGCUGUGCAGGAAUGUGCCAGGUGAUUGUCACCACACCUAUGGAGAUGCUCAAGAUCCAACUGCAGGAUGCUGGCAGGCUAGCCCAGCAGAGGGUGAUGCCUAGUGUAGUAACGACUCUGAAGAUGGGGGGUACUAGUGCUGUUCUUAGCCGUUCCUACAACACCACCCCUGCACCUCAAGUCAUGCGAGUGUCUGCCAUACAAAUCACUAAAGAGCUGCUGAGGACCAAAGGAGUCACAGGACUAUACAGGGGACUCGGAGCAACUUUGAUGAGGGACAUCCCAUUCUCUGUUGUGUACUUUCCUCUUUUUGCACAUCUGCACCAACUUGGCCAACGUUCUUCUGAAGACCCAUCUGUGCCUUUCUAUUGGUCCUUUAUGUCUGGCUGCUUGGCUGGAUGCAUUGCUGCUGUGUCUGUCAGCCCCUGUGAUGUGGUGAAAACAAGGCUACAAUCAAUCAAAAAAGGAGCGAAUGAGGAAACCUAUAAUGGAGUGGUGGACUGUAUCAGAAAAAUCCUGAUAAAGGAGGGUCCCGGAGCGUUCCUCAAGGGGGCCAGUUGCCGCGCCCUGGUUAUUGCCCCACUCUUUGGCAUUGCCCAGGUUGUGUACUUUGUAGGAGUUGGAGAGUUCUUGCUGGAGUACACCCCCUCCAACAUCUUCUCUGCAUAAACAAGCUGUUUCUCAGUCUUUCUGCCGCCUCAUUAAAUUACAGGCAGCUAUGCCCUGGGCAUAGCCAUGGACCCAGAUCUCCAUUACUGUGUACCUUCUUUAUUGCUAGAGGGUUUCAGAGUAAAAUGCUGAAGGGACCGGAGAGAUGUCAUUUCAUUUCAAAAUGGUUUGCCUUUAGCAUGACUACCUCUUUUUUAAGAGAUUGAGAUUCAAACUUGCCUGUCUGUAUAGGCUUCACUUGAGCUUGUAGAGCUUAUUACCUGAAAAUAAUUUCUUCCCUUACUGAGGGACUUUAUAGAUCACCAUAUCACUUAGAUCAGACUUGAAACUACUCCUGUGGCACCAAACCUUUACCCCUAGAUUUAGCCCCUAUCCCUCAGUGUGCCCCAAAUUAACCCAUUCACUGUAACCCUAACCUGUAUGUCUCAUUUUGGUAACCCUGUUACAUACAGCAACCUUACUGUGCCAGGGAGCAUCGACUAAGUAAUAACAAAGGCAGAAUACUGAAACUUUACUUGAAUAGCUUCAAUCCUGUUUUAAAGGGUUACAUGAUAAACUGAGCCAUGGAUGGCGAUCCCUGUUUAUGUACAUAGUAUGUUUUGUUUUUAAAGCAGCUAUAAAAGCAGAUAUAAUUUUGGUAAAGAACAACCUGGUUCGGAAAAGAUCUGGAAAACUGAAGGGGUUAUAACUUAUGGACGAAUGAAACUGUCCACCAGGAUACCAUACAAGGAUUCUGCGUUGUAUUGUAUUAUAUGUAGGAGGGAUUGUUCCCUGUGGUUCUGAAUUGUUUGCAUCCUUGUCUAAACACUACUAUAUAGCUGACCAUUGGUGCUUUUUUGUGUUUAAGGAGUUGUUUUUUUUUCUUUCUUUUUUUUUUUUUUUACUGGCCACUGUGUACACAAUCUUUGUAUGGCAGCCAACACAACCCUGUUUAUGUAAUGUGCAAGCUUGAACUCGCAGCUAAACAGCUCAACAAGGCCUUCUGAGGUUGACUUUGGAGAACUGCUUUUUUGUGGUACAGGAAAUGUUGCUUGAUGGUGGUAAACUAGCUAAAACUAUCUAGCUAUCGAUGGGAUUCGUUGUGCUUUUGGGACCAAGUCUUCUGAAAAAAAGUGCAACACAACCUACAUAUAGCCACUUUCUCUGAGUUGACUGUGGUUGUCUGUGACUGGUCAAGGUUUCUUGUCAGUUAGUGAUACAGGAGACUGCACAAAUGUUCAAUGUUAAGCAUUUUGAAGCAGAACAGAGUGCGACAGUGAGCUGCACUCUCUCUCUUCUGGAAGAUGUCAUGGGUAAAAGUCGUUUAAACAAUUUUACCAAUGUAAAUAUUUAUCCUGUAUCCUUUCAUUGUUCUCAGACUGUGCAAGCACUUGUUAACAUUUCAACAUUUAAAGUGUUUCACCCAGUUGAGAAUUGAAAUUGAGUAUUUUACAAGUUGGAAGUCAUUUUGGAAUUAUGCAUGUAAAUAAUAAUGUAUUAAUUCUGAAUAAAUAUUUUUAAAUGCA
Molecule: messenger RNA, 2709 nt
Organism: Larimichthys crocea (large yellow croaker)
Lineage: Eukaryota; Metazoa; Chordata; Actinopteri; Sciaenidae
Product: mitochondrial glutamate carrier 1
Exons: 10
Coding region: 203-1204 (333 amino acids)
Biological process (GO): malate-aspartate shuttle; L-glutamate transmembrane transport; aspartate transmembrane transport
Molecular function (GO): L-aspartate transmembrane transporter activity; L-glutamate transmembrane transporter activity
Source: RefSeq, a predicted model, not a curated record